Dioscorea cayenensis subsp. rotundata (Guinea yam) is the source of this 831-nucleotide messenger RNA. Its product is annotated as protein NRT1/ PTR FAMILY 2.7-like. Gene Ontology annotation, cellular component: plasma membrane. Gene Ontology annotation, biological process: transmembrane transport. Bases 1 to 831 code for a protein of 276 amino acids. Gene Ontology annotation, molecular function: transmembrane transporter activity. NCBI's taxonomy places the organism in Eukaryota, Viridiplantae, Streptophyta, Magnoliopsida, Dioscoreales, Dioscoreaceae. The transcript has a single exon. The record is from RefSeq and is a predicted model, not a curated record.
AUGAACAGAGCUGCGGUGAUACAAGAAGGGGACGUAGCCAUAGACGGCAGCAUAGCCCGGCCAUGGAGCUUGUGCACUGUUGAAGAAGUAGAGGAUCUAAAAACACUAAUCUGCAUUGUUCCUCUCUGGACCUCCACCAUCUUCAUCAGUGUCUGCAUCGCCACCCAAGUCAGCCUCUCCAUCCUCCAAGCUUUAAACAUGGAUCGUUCCCUUGGCGCCCAUUUCUCUGUCCCCGUCGGCUCCUUUUCCGUCACCGCCUCCAUCGCCACUUGCCUCACUCUCUUCAUCCUCGACCGUGCCAUCUAUCCUCUCUGUCACCGUCUCACUUCCUAUACUCCCACGUCUCUCCAAUGCGUCGGCAUUGGCCAAGUUUUCAACAUCGCCGCCAUGGCUGCCUCCGCUCUCGUUGAGCAACGGCGUUCAAUCAUUGUUCAUGAACACCAAGCUGAAAGCCAACCUAACUGGAUUGCGCCAAUGUCGGCGUUUUGGCUUGUGUUGCCUUAUGUGUUCACCGGUGUCGGAGAAGCCUUUCACUAUCCGGGACAGAUAGCAUUUUACUACCAGGAGUUUCCUGAAUCUUUGAAAAGCACAGCAACCGGGAUAAUUGCCGUCAUUUUGUCUAUAGGGUAUUAUGCCAGCACAGGGCUGGUGGCGGUGGUCCGGCAAACCACCAGUUGGCUGCCGGAUAACUUGAACUCAUCUAGAUUAGAGAAUGUCUAUUGGUUGUUGACAGUGAUGACUAGUAUCAACUUCGCUUACUAUAUUUUGUGUGCUAAGCUUCAUAAGUACAAGAGAGACAAGAACGUAGUUGUUGCUGCAAACUCCGAAUAG